Messenger RNA from Limanda limanda (common dab), 1095 nucleotides. RefSeq lists its product as uncharacterized. The record is from RefSeq and is a predicted model, not a curated record. The coding region runs from base 301 to 1020 and encodes 239 amino acids. The transcript is spliced from 6 exons. NCBI's taxonomy places the organism in Eukaryota, Metazoa, Chordata, Actinopteri, Pleuronectiformes, Pleuronectidae.
UAUGCGCAGGGGAUAGUUGCUCUAUUUCCAUAUCUGGAGGACCCAUAUUCACAGCAUGGAUAUGAACAUUACUACGACCCAGAGAGUGGGUCCGGAUACCUUGCAUGGCGGUUGAAAACCAUCCAACGAAAAAGUGCAGAGGAAAGAGGUGUGUCUGUGAGCAAAUCUCCCAAAAUUGGUGGGCCAAGCCGUGUUCAACCCAGACCCUUCACUGCUGAUAAAGUGUUAUCUGAUGAGGAUGUGGAAGCAGCUAUUGCCGUUUUGAGACACUCUGCUGAUGAAGACACCAUCCGUGACAAGAUGAAAGCUACCUUCAUUUAUCGUCAGUCAAUGGUCAGCAAUGAGAAGAGAGCAGGGGAUGUGUUCUCAGUCUUCCCGAGAUUUCUAGACACACCUGGACUGAUAGAACAAGAUUUCAGACUGCUGUUUGGGGAGGCCACAGCCAACAAAUUCCUGGAAAAGUGGGCCACUAAUCUGAAAACAAAAGUGAAAACAGAAAGCCAUGGACUGGUACCGACCAGAGAGGUCUUGGAUUUAACGCGCAAUGCUGAGUCAACUGCUGAAAUUGAGAAUGGCUGGGACAGUGACAUGUCUGCUAUAUUGCUGCUCCUCCAUCUCCUACCACCAUCUGCACAGGGAAGGAAGAGGCCGGGGAAGGUGUCGGCAUGUCAGGCUGUGGAACACCUCAUCAGAUUCAUAAAAGCUGGAACCAGUGUACAGCAGCACCUGGAUAACAUCAGCCAAAGCAGCCAGCCCUACCUCCUCGCUCAGGGUCCUGCAAGAAGCAGCAUUCACACCUUCUUUAUUGUGAUUGACAAGUAUGCGCUUCCAUGUAAGGCAACAGGUUCAGUGGGAGCCCUAGACGAACUCUUUAAGGCCCAUUACGUCUUUGGUACCUCUUACAGCUCUUCCUUGGCCAACUUUUUCACUUUUCUCCAAACAACCAUUUACAACAUUGAUGUUGGGGAAACAAAGGAAACUCCCAGAGUUGCAGAGCUGCGGGCAAGAAUGGUGCGUUAGUGUCAACUAAUGAAGUGUUUUCUUUGCAAAAGUGACCAUGGGAGGCCAAACAGCCUUAUAAAGCACCUUAAGGUA